CCAUGUCUCCAAAAGCAAAGAAGCAGAAAAUCGUACGUACUACAACAGCUGUAUCCACGGUAACAGUACAGCAACCACCAGUUAGUGCUCUAGCAGCAAGAAGACUACAGUUACAAGAGGCCGCUAAUAAAGCAUCAGCAUUAGGCGACACAUAUAAGGCCGGGGUAUCGCACAAGGCGUCGAUACUGGAGGAUGUGCCCUCAAAUUCCACAAGCAAACCAUCAACACCGGAGUCUGAAGAACAUGUUGAGGUCGACAAUGUUGAUAUCGAUAAUGAUGAAGAGGCAUCAAAAGUAUCACUAAAUACUGAUAGCGAUGAUGAUGGAGGGAAUUCCUCCGACCAGGGAUAUGAUGUCGGAAUCAAGCCUAAGUCCACUAUCAAAGACGCUGGUAACCUACCCCUAUAUGAGCGGCGCGAGCGCAAGUUGUUCCUUGAUCCUCAGUCUAUUUCAUCCUUUAAACCAACACCUGACAAUGUUGCCUACUCUUCUACCAAAGGAAAUUCGGAUAUUAUAGUCGUUGGCCUUAAACAGGGUGAGACGAUUGUUUUUCAAGGAUGCAUAAACAUCAUUCCUCUUAGUGGAUAUGCAUCGGUAUUAGGCUAUAUUUUAUCAGGACCAGGAGGCACCAGGAAAAAUCCGUCUGAAAUAACUCAGUCUCAAUCAGCACUAAAUGCAUCCAACUUAUCUUCAAUAUCACGCUUCACAGUAAUAUCGCCUAGAACACACGCACUUGCAGUCGUUGAGUCUAUUAGUGCUGGCUCCGUCAAAAGAGAACAGUUGGUCCCACAAAAAGUCGAGCAAGCGUCAUUCGAGUUACAAGAACAACUAAAGGCUUUGACUACUCAUGUAGUGUUUGAUGAUUUUGAUACUGUGCUUGCAAUACAAUCAGGCGUCUCCUCUGGGAUUUUUGGUAUUGAAAAAGUGGUGCCCCUAUUCAAAGGAAUUUUAUCUGCCAAACAUUUGCCACGUCCUCGUGAAAUGGGGGAUCCAGAUAAGCUAGCACAGACUCGGUUUGAGACUAGUAUGAAUGGCUUCCAUCCUAUUCAAGAACCUACAGACAGCAUUUCAGCAAUGAAAAUCCCACCUACUUGGCACGAAGCAAUUCAAACACUUAUUGAAGCCACUGUGGAUGAGAAUGGAGAGUUUAUCAGUCGGCCACCAGUCUCUGUAGUAUGUGGAGGAAAGAAGAUGGGCAAAUCAACACUUUCGCGUUUACUACUAAAUCGUAUGCUCAAUAGGUAUAAGAAAGUCGCGUUUAUCGAAUGUGAUAUAGGUCAGUCAGAAUUCACCCCUGUUGGCAUGGUGGCCCUACAUAUAAUAGAAACGCCUGCGUUAGGCGCACCGUUUACUCAUCCGAGACAGCCAUAUCGCGCUUUCUUUGUUGGAAACAGCACGCCGAGAGAUGAUCCUGAAUAUUACAUGGCAUGUAUCAAGGAGCUAAUCAAAACAUAUUAUAGUGAGGUGACGCAUACACAGACUUGGAUGGAUGCGGAUGAUAUCGAUUAUAAUAGUAGUGUUGAAGACGAACAUAUACCAUUGAUCAUUAACACACAAGGAUGGAUCAAGGGAAUGGGGUAUAAUCUUUUGCUGGAACUCCUGGACUAUACAGUGCCUUCGCAUAUUUUUGGAUUCCAUUCUCCAUCCUACAGCGAAUCCAACUUGCCACAGAGUUUUUCAUCCACCUUGAAGAGCCGGGCAUUAGAAAUCAGACACCCGUGCCCCACGAUCUUUUAUGUUGAGGCAGUGGCCCUCGGCGACGAAAACAACAUCUCCCCUUUCACAAAAUACCAUCCUGCAGACCAUCGAGCCCUUGCAUUGCUUUCAUACUUUUACCUGAAGCAAGGACCAGACUCAGGACUAAACUCAAGCAGCGGAGAUCGCUUAAUAUGGGAUUUCACACAAGCACUUGUAGUACGGCGGCCAUGGUGCUGGGAUUGGAGUAAUGCCAAAGGAGUUUGGGUUCUGUUUGAUCAAGUACCUCCGAGCCAAAUUUUGCACGUCCUCAAUGCAAGUCUCGUGGCAUUGAUCGGGGACAAAGAAGAGGCGAAGAGCAAAAAAUGUGACAGUUCUAAAACGGUUGACGGACAGCACCCUCAUUUGACAAACGAUGACUUGGCUAGACAGAUCAACUACUUUCCAAUAGGACAGUAUCCUCCUCCUCCACCCGAGUAUACGACUUGCCACGGUCUUGCUAUUAUUCGGAGCAUUCAGCCCUCCACUCGUACUUUUCAUAUUCUUACACCUAUCCCUCUAUCUAAGCUGAAGAAGUGCAACGGUGUCGUCAAAGGUGUAAUCCAUAUGCCAUUGCACGCUAGUCUUGACCACACAGUAGACUCUAGUACGGUACCAGGAGUGGCUGGCGUACCAUGGAAGAAAGUACCAUAUCUACACUAUGAGACGCCGCUUGUAAACUACGAAGUUCAUACAGCCAGUACAGGGCAAUCUUCGCCCCGUCUUGGUCUUAUAUCGCCACCCAAGAUCAUUGGGUCAGAUGCAAAAGUAACGCGGAAGAAUCUUGGGCGAAAGAGGCUGUUGUAGACUUGUAAUUUUAAAUAAACA
Molecule: messenger RNA, 2561 nt
Organism: Lobosporangium transversale
Lineage: Eukaryota; Fungi; Mortierellomycota; Mortierellomycetes; Mortierellales; Mortierellaceae
Exons: 5
Biological process (GO): cleavage in ITS2 between 5.8S rRNA and LSU-rRNA of tricistronic rRNA transcript (SSU-rRNA, 5.8S rRNA, LSU-rRNA)
Cellular component (GO): nucleus
Molecular function (GO): polynucleotide 5'-hydroxyl-kinase activity
Source: RefSeq, a predicted model, not a curated record